Molecule: messenger RNA, 7446 nt
Organism: Bradysia coprophila
Lineage: Eukaryota; Metazoa; Arthropoda; Insecta; Diptera; Sciaridae
Gene: drn
Product: zinc finger AN1-type doctor no
Molecular function (GO): zinc ion binding; DNA binding
Source: RefSeq, a predicted model, not a curated record
AAAUUUAGUUUUAAUUGAGAACUUGAAGAGCAUACAGCUCCUCCAAACGAGGAGUGUACCAAAGCCAUAAUACUGUUGAAAAAAGAGUGUAUACACAGAAUUAAAAAAAGAAGAAAUAAUAUCUGAUCAAAGUCCUGAAACCAUAAAAAAAAAGUUUUUCUUGUACUUCAGUAUAAAUCAUUUAAACCCAAAAAGAAAACGAAAGAAGUUAAUCGAUUUUGUGGGAAGAACAACAUCGGAAAUUACGAUAUCGUUCGAGUUGAGUGAAUUUUUCUUUAAACGUGGCGAUUUUUCUUAGUUUGUUAACACGAAAAUAGCAGCAAAAUCCAACACUGCUGUUAUACUAAAAUUAUUUUAUUCAUUCGAAUUUACAACUGUGUUAAAAGAAGCAUACAAACAUACAGUCGUACAGUUUUUUGACGAACGGAUACCACAUAGGAAAGGUAGAGUUUUUUUUUUGUUAUUCUGCUGGGUAAAUUUCAAAACGUUUUUAUAGUGUACCGUGUUAUAUAAGUGCUCUCUGUGAAAUAUAUUCGUUCGAAAUUACAUUUUAUAAUAUUGAAUGUAAUUUUUGAUUAAAUUAAAACAACGAAAAAAAAAAAUCGAAGAAAAAAAAAAAUAAUUUUUAUGGUCGAAUACCAGAGUCGAUAAAAUUUCAUGUAUAAAAAAAUAUUAUUAUUAUUGAGUGAUUACACACCAGAGCUUGAUUCACGCAAGAGCGUGUUUGUUCGAUACAUAUAUUCGUAGAAUAAUAUAAUUUGGUGGAAAAAAUUAUAUUUUUCAAUCGUUUUUACCACAAUAUUGGAUUAUUAAUUUCAACGGAAAGAGACAAAAUAUCGAUAAAUCAAGAACUUUUCAUUUGACACUUCACUGCCUAGACUGUCAGCAGAACUCAACAGUUGUGAAAUCAUAAUAAAAAUAGUGUGGCUCAGUUGCAAUAUAGAACUUAUAGAUAGUGAAAAAUCAAAUCGAUUUAAAUUUAUGUGUCGUCAAGAAAUUAGACGCAAUUGUUGGUGCGUGAGUUGAGACAAACAUUUUGCUUUUUCCAAUUUUUCUUAAACGAACGUUUUUUUCUAAUCUAAUCAAAACCAAUUCAAGUAUCUCGUUGUAAUGAACAUUGAUAAAGUGUGUUACAGCACUAAGAAUUCGUAGAAGAGCAAAAAUUCAAUUGUUGAAUGAUUGAAUGCAUCUUGUGUAGUUUUUGACGCAUUCAGAGUCAACAAUUCAUUGUUUUUUAAAUUAAUCAAAUUGAUUUAAAAAUUCGCAAAUUUUCGUGUGGCGUUAGGUAAUUUAAACAAUUAACAAAGAAACAAACAAAAAAUGGAGCGCGAAUCAAAUCCGAUGCCAAUGUGCAGAUCUGGUUGUGGGUUUUAUGGAAAUCCAGCUCAGGAUGGACUCUGCUCGGUUUGCUAUAAGGACUCGUUAAGAAAAAAGCAGCAACCACCCGUUAGCAGUACACCCGUAUCAGUUCCAAGUCCUCAACAAACACAAAGCUUUAAUUCAGUAACAGUAACCAACACAGCACAACCUACAGUACAGAGUUUACAAAUUAAUGAAAAAGAUAAAUUCCUAGGCGAAGAUUGUUCUACUAGUGAAAAUGCAGGUCCUUCCAUUAGUGACGAUAACGAUGACAAAGAAGGUGAUAAAGAUUCGAAGAAAAAGAAAAAUCGUUGUGCUGUUUGUCGUAAAAAGGUCGGAUUAACAGGUUUUGAAUGCCGAUGCGCUGGCCUUUUUUGUGCAGUACAUAGAUACAGUGAUAAACACGAUUGCACAUUUGAUUAUCGAGAACAUGGAGCCCAGGAAAUUAGACGCAAUAAUCCCGUCGUUGUGGGUGAAAAAAUUCAAAAAAUUUGAACUCUUGUGCCAUCAGUUUAUUAAUAAUAAUUAAACUCCUAAUUACAUAAAAAAAGAAGAAGUUAUAAUUAAACAAAAACAAACAAAAAAAAGAUAAAAAAAAUGAAGAGAAAGGAAACAUGAAAUGAAAAUUUGAAGUAAACAAAAAAAAAUAUUUGAAAAAGUAAAUUGAAAUUUCUAAUUCAAAAUUUAUCAUCCAUUUACCGUUAAAUUUUCGUUUUUUAAUUAAUUAAAUUUAGUUGAUAAUUUCAUUAGAAUAUUUUUUUCUUUUCUUGUUUUUCUUUUUUAAAUUAAACGUAAACAAAAAUGCGAGCGAUAGGUAAAGAUCCCUGUUUAAUUAUCCGGAAAAAACUGCUUUGUAUAAAAAUAAUUAAUUAUCGAAACCACACCACCCCCAUUUAUAUUUGACAUUAAUUUUUUUGACAAAAAAAUUAACAAAAAAAAUUUGAAAUUUGAAAUUUUUCUUUUCUUUUGUUCUUUUAGUUGACCAAUAAAUAUAUUGAAUUUAAAAUCCACCAUUUGAAUCUUAUUCUUAUUGUAUUAUCGAAAAAAAAGAAAGGAAGAAAACCAACAAGUGAAAUGUGCAUUUUGUUUCGCUGCUUUUCGUCUUUUACACUGACACUGGUAAAAUCUUACGUUUUUGUGAUCAAGUUUCUUUGAAAAUAAUGACAAUAGAAACAUUUCGAUUUAAAAGCGAGAAAAAAGACUGGGACACUUGGAAAUGAUUUGAGAAAUUUUUCUUUUUCGUUUUUUUUUUUUAAAAUAAUUUUCAUUUCAACCACAAACCGAUUUUUUUUUUAUUUCACAAAUAAAAUAAAUUCCGAUUGAAUUUCAAUAAUGGAGAGGGAUGACAUUGCUUCGGAUAGGAAUUUGUUUUAGAUUUGUUUUCUCCGGCCGAAUAAUUUUCCAGAUGGAAGAAAAACCAUAAUCGAAUUCUUUCCCAUUCAUUGCGAAAACAUUGUCCUGCUAAAAAUGCAAUUUAUUUUUAAAACUCCGGACAAAUAUUUUUUCUGUCACCCAGACUUUUAUUUUCAAAUCAUUUUUGUAAACCACCACUUUUCCUAAUGUAGACAUUGAAGAAAUCGCUAACGGUUAAUACGAAUUUUUACAAAUGUUUUUGUGGAUUACGAAAGUAAUAACCGUAACAACCAAAAGAUAUGGAGCCUAUAAAUAUGGAAUGAAGUAAUUCGGGCCAUUUAACCUUUUUAGACUAACAAUAUUGUGAUAUGACACAACUAACUAGAAGAAAAAAAAAAACAAAAAAAAAACUUUUUAUCGAAAGAUAUUAUCGAUGGCCUGACACCAGACGAGACACAUUAAUAUUAUUGUGCUUCUACGAAGACUUAUUUUUAAAAAAAAUAUUUUUAUUUUCUGAGUCAAUUUCUGUGUACAACGAAACCGUCAAUAAAAACCAACAAUGAAAAUCAUUGUUGAGCGUAAUGAUAGCAGAAAAAUUAAAUUAGUUUUGUUACUCAACUUGUGUUAUUAUGUUGUACGUGAACAUUCACCUGAUUCACCUGCACCUAUGUGACGCAAUAUUUUUUGUUUGUUCUUAAACCAAAAUCAUUCAGUGGAUGGUAGCAAUAUAUUUCGUUCAUGGAUUACCUAUUCGUGUAAAUACACACAAGGCUGAUAAAUGUGGCUAGCAAAAAAAAAAAAUCUUCGGAAAGCGUCAAGGUUGACAGAUCAUUAAUUGCUUCCCGAUAGGCUUUGAUUGCCUUCAUCGGCUCUUCGGUGCAACCACGUUUGAAGUGAUAAACGUGUCUAGUUCGAUCAAAAACAAAAUCAUGACUGACGGCUCAAUGGGAACUGACAGACGAUACAUUGCUAUUAUUUUUCUAAUAACGCUGUGAUAAAAUGAAAAUAAAAUGUUUAAUGGAAUGAUAGUUGCUAGCAGCUAAGACUCAAUUUAGAAAGGACGUAAAACAAUGUGUCAUUAUUGUAAAUCAUUAAUUGAUAUAGAACGAUCAUUCCCAUGAAUCAAUCGCAAUGUGAUUCACCAGUAGAAAAUUUUAAAUCCGUAAAAUCCAAAAAAUUGUAACGAAGUCGAAUCGCAGGAGCAUGUUUUGUCGAAAAAAAUCAGUGCUUGUGACUUUGACGAAAAUGUUAAUGCUGAAUCUAAUCGGCGCUACUCAAAAACUGCCACCCGAUGAUUAUAAUGUCAAUCUAGAAUUAUUAGUUUUUCUUGUUAUUUCCGAUUUCGUCUCAACGGUCAAUCUCAAACAGUUCAUAGAAGAAAUGGAAAACGAAGUAAAGAACAAUCGAAAUGUUAUAACACGAGCAAAGUGCACAAAAAUAGUAAAUCCAAUAGGUAGAAAAUUUUGUUUGAAAUUUACCGUAAAAUCUAACGUUUUCCGGUAAAUUAAAAACAAAUUUACCAGUUGGAUGCACUACACAACAAAUAUGCGAUCCUAACAUUUAAAAAAAGAAGAAAAACACACGCAACCCGAUAUAGUUCGUUAUCACGUUGUUUAAAAUUAGCAAACGAAAAUGAAAAUGUAAUUUUAAUCGAAAAAUGAGUCCGCGGUGGUGGUAAAUGGAGGGUAAUAUUAUAAUUUUUGUUUUUGUUUUGGUCAGAAUAAGAUAUAAUUUCUUGCUUCUGUUUUAUAGAUUUUAAUGCUUUAAAGAUAAAAUUAAAUGUUGUUUGAUCUUCGACAUAAAAACGGUUUUUUUUCUGCGUUUUAUUUUUACGUUAUUUAACCAGAAAUAAAUUUAAAUAAAAAGAAACAAAAAAUAUUUGCGUUAUUUAGCUACAAAAAGGAUUUUUAAAAAAAUCGUGAAAAAACCAAACGAAAUAAAACGAAAAUUGUUCACAUUUUUCUCUCUUUUCGUUUUAUGUUCCGUUUUUAUUUUGCUUUAGUGAGCCUAUGGGUAGAUAUGAGUUUGACUUAUGAAUACAAUUUGUUUUUCCUAGUUUCAUCUUUGUUUUAAUUUUAAAUGAUUUUUUUUUUAAUUUAUGCAAAUAGCUGACCAUCUGCCAAUUUUUAUAAUGUUAGUUGCGUUCUUUCUUUUUUGUUCACAAUGUGAAUUAGUUUUCAUUUUCUUUUUUUUUGUACUGGUGUUUUUGUUGAAAAAAAAAAACUGUGUGAUGAUCAUCAUGCUCGUAUGUUUAGCCGUAGAAAAUACAAAAGAAAUAAAAUUGAAGAAGAAAAAACAAAAUAAUUUUUAUCGAAAAUGUUUUCUAUUAUACAAAACUGGGUAGCUGGCUUGAUAUCCCAUAUCUAUUUGAUAAGUUCUAAGAUUGCUUCUAUUGUGUACACACAUUAAAAAAAACGUUUUUAGCAAGGUCCCAGCAGCAUACUGUAUAAACCAAAAGGAAAUUAUUAAAUGUUUUUUUUGAUAAUAGAGCAGCAAGACUAAAUUUAGAUUUUGCAUGACUUUCUGGUUUCUGGUUAGCCAGCACCUAAUUUUUUUUAUUUUGGUUUUGUUUGUUAUUCUAAAUUGAUUUUAGUCUUUAAGUGCAAAAAAAAGCUGAAAUGUAAAUUCUUACCAAGACAUUUUUCGUUAUGCAGAUAACGAUUAUGUCAUUUAUUGUUUGUUUGAAGUAUUGAAAGACUUGACGGUGCUACGAUAUAAUAUGAGUGUGAAAGUAAGAUUCGUCUCAAAAAUCGGCUUUUUGAACACUGUGACACAAUCGGUUAUUACAGAAGUUGCUUCAAUGUCUGUAGAAAUUGUGUGAAAACAAAUGACGAAAAUGAUGUCUUUCAACAAAAGGUGGUAAGUGACGAAAAUAAUAACCAAUAUUAUCAUAAAAUUGAUUCACAUCUCAACUCAGGGUAACAUUGGAAACCAAAAAAUAAAAAUGUAGACUUAAGGCGGGCUUACAUUUAAUAUUGAAAUAAAGAAAAAUCAAUUUAGUCAAUGUCAUUAGCUCUUCCCAAUUAACCCGUGACUACAAUUGAUAUGUGUUGUCCAGUCGCACUUUCCGUAUGCAGCACGUUUUAAUAUAAAUAUCAACUUUGCUGUGCCAAUCCGCGUGAUUAAUUUAAUGAGAAAAAAACAAAACAAAGGAAAGCGACAAAAACUUAAAAUAAUUGCUUCUGUUGCGCCGAAUGAUUGGAAUCCGACAUACAAUUCACUUUAUAUGUGCAGGCAACACAUUAAAUUCAGGCCACUGCCUCAACGUUCCGUUGUUUUAUUUUUAUGUUGUAUGGUGCAAAUGGGAGCACACAUCUUUCGUCUUUGUUUUAGAAGUGAAACCGCCGUUGUGACUACAUCUUUUGACACAUCGAAAAGGUUUUCUUUUUUUUUUUGUUAAUUUUCUUUUCCCUAUUUAAUGACAUUUGAAAGAAUGCUGGGGAAAUGCAUUAUCUGAAGCCAAAUAGCUUUACGCAAAAGGUGGUUAGAUGGUUGGACCUCUUGCAAAAGAGUUAUUAAAAGAGUGGACGGGAUUUAGAUUGUCAGUUCUUUCGUAAAACUGUUUGUUGGUUCCAUUGUGUAAAAAAGGGAAGCAAAUAUCGAAUUUUAUUGGUUUUUCUGUUUAUUUUGGUUUUUUUUUUCGGUCAGUACUUUGUUGUCGUGCAAUUUGAUUUGAAAAACAUUUUUGUUUGUCUUUUCCUCGUUUUGUUUCCAAUAUAACAUUUGUUCGACAUUUUUCUUCUCGUUUCGUUUAUUUGUUCUAAUUUCGUUCCCAUACAAAAGAAACGCAAAGGGCAAAUUUUAAACUCCAAAAGGUAAAGAAAAAAAAUUGAAAAAAAAAUUUGUAGAAUAAAAGGAAAAAUGAUGAAAAAAAAAAGAAAAAAAUAUAUUUGUAAUGAAAAGAAAAACUUGAUGUUUUUGAACUGAUUAAUUAGCGCUUAGUGUGUGAGUGAUGUUUUCUUGUCUCUUCUUUAAUUGCAAUUUCACAUUUUAAAUUAAUAACAAAAAAUAGAGGAGUAAAAAGACUAAAUUAAAAUAAAAGAAAAAAACUACAAAAAAAUUCAAUUUUUUGACAAAAAAAAAAUCAUUUUCGUUUUUGUUUUUAAUUUUUGUUCGUCUGCCUGGACAUUAUAUAUCUAUGAUAACGUGUUGCAAUAUAUAUUAUUAAAAAAAAAAACAAAGAGAAAAACUGCUUUCACAUUAUAUUAUCAAAGAUCAAGAUACUAAAAAUUUUUAUCUUGUCUUGUCUGUAAAAAGAAGAAUAAAAUAAUUAAAAAAAAACCGGUAGACAAACAGUUUUGUUGGUUUCGCGGUAAAACAUUUCAAUGAAAACGUACGAGAGCGAAAAAUAGUCAUUUACAUAACUAGCGAUAAAAAGGUUGACAGGUCCAGUUUUGAUGUGAUAUCAUUAUCCGAGGCGUUGCCGAGGUCAAUAAACACACAGAUAAACUCAUGGUCAGUAAACAUACGCAAUAACGUGUGACUUUUCGUUUUUAACCCGAGUUAUGUAAAGGACUUUCCAUGCUGAUGGCGUCGAAAUUGCUUGACUUAUGAAAAGAACGGUUAUCGACGCAUGUCGCAUGUAAAAUACAUUGAAAUCCUGUCAGUUAAUCAAUACUUUAUCAAAUUCUUUGGCUUAAAAAAAAAGUUCAAUAAAAAAUGUUUUUUGAUAGAAUAGUUUUGAUUAAAGACCAAAUAACGAAUAAACAAUUUGCUUAUGAACAUAAUUUUAAA